AUGAUCUUACUUAGUACUUUUAAAGUUAAUUUCAGAAAAAAUUUGACACAAUGGUAUCCGGCACAUACAAGUGGUGUACAACCAAAUCUUCGACUCGAUGAACUUGUCAUCGAGUUAUAUUCCAGUGUUGUUCCUUCAUUCCUGAUUAAGUUGCAAAUUAAAGGUCUGGAUUCAGAGAGAAGUGUUAAAGUUAUCAAAAAAGUCACAAGAGAUUUCGAAGAAAUGACACAAUUUAAAAAAGUCGAAUGCAUCAGUAUGCUUGAAGCUGUUCAGAAAGGUCUGAAAAAUGAUACACUUGAUCCCAACAUUGUUUACUCAACAUUAAAAAUAUUAUUGCAAAGAAAACAUUUGAUUUAA
Messenger RNA from Trichomonas vaginalis G3, 357 nucleotides. Its product is annotated as MULE transposase domain-containing protein. NCBI's taxonomy places the organism in Eukaryota, Parabasalia, Trichomonadida, Trichomonadidae. The coding region runs from base 1 to 357 and encodes 118 amino acids. The transcript has a single exon. The record is from RefSeq and is a predicted model, not a curated record.